Peromyscus maniculatus bairdii (prairie deer mouse) is the source of this 3767-nucleotide messenger RNA. The record is from RefSeq and is a predicted model, not a curated record. Lineage: Eukaryota; Metazoa; Chordata; Mammalia; Rodentia; Cricetidae.
GAGAAGGGCGACGCUGCGGAUCCCACCGUUCCCCGGGGACUCAGGAACCCACCCGGCCUAGGGCACAGGUGCAUGCUUCAGAGACCCCGAGGUCUCCGCGCGGAGCCCAGCGUGCGCCCCGCCAUCUGGAUGGGGACCCAGGACACCCUUGAAGGCCUUUCCCCAGUCGGCCCGUUACUUACCUCAGGGUCGCACCAGGCGCUCCCACCGCUCGGUGCAGCCUUAGCUGCGUAGACACCGGAGCGGGAGUCGGUCCGCGCUCGGGCCCGCCCCCUACCCCCCAUUGGUUGGCCCGGGAAGGGGCGGGGCCGAGAAGGCGCUCGCCUGUCUGCGAGGCCACAGGAGGUCCCGCUCCGGACACUGGCGGGUCCGCGCCGCGGGAGCCCAAGUUGCUCUGCGGGACCUAGGGACCCACGGGCUCAGCGACCGCCCGCUGAUCGCGUGGUGCGCGGCCGCUGCAGAGCUGCCCGCGACAGGUGCGAACUCAGGGGAUCCGCUGGGCCGUCCGGUCCUCGCUGUCGGGGCGUCGCGCCCGGGCCCGGCCGGCUGCCGGUGGAUGCGCGUCCGCUGAGCGUCCGAGAUGGCCGUGCGUCCUGGGCCACUCUGGCUGCUGGGCCUGGCUCUGUGCGCUCUGGGCGGCGGCCACGGCCUGCGUCCCCCACACACCUGUCCCCAGCGUCGCCUGGGAGCGCGCGAGCGCCGAGACAUGCAGCGAGAGAUCCUGGCGGUGCUCGGGCUGCCUGGGCGGCCCCGACCCCGUGUGCCACCUGCUGCCUCCCGGCAGCCAGCGUCCGCGCCCCUCUUCAUGCUGGACCUGUACCACGCCAUGGCCGAUGACGACGACGGCGGGCCCCCUCAGCCUCACUUGGGCCGUGCCGACCUGGUCAUGAGCUUCGUCAAUAUGGUGGAGCGAGACCGUACCCUGGACUACCAGGAGCCACACUGGAAGGAAUUCCUCUUUGACCUCACCCAGAUCCCUGCUGGGGAGGCUGUCACAGCGGCUGAGUUCCGGAUAUAUAAAGAACCCAGCACCCACCCACUCAACACAACUCUCCAUGUCAGCAUGUUCGAGGUGGUCCAGGAGCACUCCAACAGGGAGUCUGACUUGUUCUUUUUGGAUCUUCAGACGCUUCGAUCUGGGGACGAAGGCUGGCUGGUGCUGGACAUCACAGCAGCCAGUGACCGAUGGUUGCUGAACCAUAACAAGGACGUGGAUCCCGACAUCAUUAACGCGGGCAAGCAGACAGUGACCGUGAUUCCCGGGGGCUGUUUCUUCGCCAGCGAUGACUCUUUUGCCAUGAUCCGCGGGGGACACAUCCAACUGACCAUGCUCGGUGCCAUGCAGGUUUCCAAAUACGGCGACCUGGCCAACUGGAUGGUGCCAGGCAAGAAGGUGAAGGGCAUGGGCGGGGCCAUGGACUUGGUGUCCAGUGACAAGACCAAAGUGGUGGUCACCAUGGAGCACUGCACCAAGACAAAGCAGCCCAAAAUCAUGGAGAAAUGCACCAUGCCGCUGACCGGCAAGCGCUGCGUGGACCUCAUCAUCACCGAGAAGGCUGUGUUUACUGUGGACCGGAAAAAGGGGCUGACGCUGACGGAGCUGUGGGAGGGCUCGUCCGUGGACGACGUCAAGGCCACCACAGCCUAUGGUCAUGGCGCCCGAGGCAGAGAUGUUUGCCGCAGGCACGAGCUCUACGUCAGCUUCCGGGACCUCGGCUGGCUGGACUGGGUCAUUGCCCCCCAGGGCUACUCAGCCUAUUACUGUGAGGGGGAGUGUGCCUUCCCACUGGACUCGUGUAUGAAUGCCACCAACCAUGCCAUCUUACAGUCCUUGGUGCACCUGAUGAAGCCAGACGUCGUCCCCAAGGCGUGCUGCGCGCCCACCAAACUGAGUGCCACCUCUGUGCUCUAUUACGACAGCAGCAACAACGUCAUCCUGCGCAAGCACCGCAACAUGGUGGUCAAGGCCUGCGGCUGCCACUGAGACCCUGCUCAGCCCCCUGCUUCUGCUACCUUACCCGGCUGGUGUGGUCAGGUCCCUUUCCAGAGGCAGGAAACCCUCAUAUGCCAUCAUAGCUCAGACAGGGGCAGCAGGAGGCCCUUACUUCCCCUGGCCACUUCCUGCUAAAAUUUUGGUCCUUUCCCAGCUCCUCUAUCCCCUUCUUGGGGUUUGUGGCCUAUGGCCUUCCCUCUCCCGGUCCCCCUACCCCAAGCACAGACUGAAUGCACACGGCAUCCCAGAGCUGUGCUGACUGAGGGUCUGGGGUCAGCACUGAAGACCUACGUGAGAGGAAGACUGCUCCUCGGCCAUCCCCAGCCCAGAAUGGCCGAUUCCGGAUGGUCUGAGGUGGCCCUGGAGUCUGAAACUGGCUGAUCUGGGCUCCGCACCAUUCCCUGUGGCAGUGGGGGCGUGUCUGGGUAUAACAGAAGCACACUUAGACCAAGGCAGAGUUAGCUUGUUAGAAAAAGAGCAGGCAGAGGCAGGCGUGGUAACGCAGGCCAUUAAUGCCAGCUCUGGAGAGACAGGGAGAUCUCUGUGAGUUCAAGGCCACACAGGGAGACCCUUUCUGAAAAAGAAAAGAAAAGGAACCAUCUGGCUGGGCUUCAUGGCUUUCAGUAAAAGUGAGAGGGACAUUUCAUGACACGUGUCCUGGGCCUGCCCUUCUGCCUAGAAGCAAAGGACCCUGGGAACUUGCAGUUCCCUCUCCUACCGCUGCCAUGCUGACCAGUUUGGGGAUGGGCACUGUGACAAAGUUUGUAAACUCUGAACACAGCUGAAGUGGCUGCCCCAGCCUGGCUCACAGUCCAUGCCCCUGCUUCUUCUCCUAGCUGAUGGCCUGCAUCAGUGAUCUCCCUCCGAGCGUCUCGCGCUGCCCCUGGACAGGCCCCCCACAUCCUCAACACAGACCUGCAGAUGGCCACCAGCAGCUCCUGAGAGGAAAGGACUUGGCUUUCCUUUUCUUCCAGGAAGACCCGUCCAUUCCACCCAGGGCACAGUAACUAGACAGCCCUCCAGCCAGGCGUGGGGCAAAGGGGAGGCGUGUCAGCCUUUGCUUGUGUCUGGGAACUAAGAACAGGUUGGUCACCAAGCUGGCGUCACCCUGGGGGCCCAGCAGCCCCAUCCUGUUUCUGGGACCUGUGAGUCAAAGAAAAGGCCCCUGUCCCAGGGGACUGACAGGUGGUAAUUAGGCAGAGUUGGGUGGGGAGGCUCAGAAACCACUGUUGCCCCUGGAGCAGCCGCUGGGAGCUGGAGUGUUUAUUUGAUUUCUGACUUGCUAAAGCCUGUAAUUUACCUGCGGGAACAGAGUCCAGCUGCCCAAACUGUGUCAUUAAGAGCAGGUCCUGGGCCCAUCCCCAUCUAGAGACACACCCAGCGGAGGUGGACCCACCCAGGUGCCCAGGGAUGCACUCCAUGGAGUUCACACUGCACCCCUGAACGGGCCUCCCUCCCGGAGGGUGGGACCAGCGGCCAGAAGGAGGCUGGAGGCAUGAGACUGGGGCCAUGCUGCGGGACAGCAGCCUCUCCCUCCCUUUCGACAUGGGAGGGUUUCCUGUGUGAAACCCAGGCCAGAGGAGGGGACCCUUCCAUGUAUACAAAGAAUGAGCCCAGAAGAUGUGCAAGAUGGUAACUUCCCCAAGAGCUUCAACUGGCUGAUCUUCCAGAGGACCAGGAUUCAAUUCCCAGCACCCACAGGGCAGCUUACAGUGGUCCUGUAACUCCAGGUUCAGAGGAUCCAAUGCCCUCUUCUGACUUCCAAUGGCUCCUG